GUUUUGCCCACAUUCAUAUUGCAUUGAACCAUGGUGAUGAAACAAAGUCAAGAGAAUAAUAAUAGCCACAACACUAACACGAUGGCCCUCCAGAACAGCAAGAGCACAGAACACACUGUGUUUGUUCGCUUCGUUCCUACCUCUUCGAUUCUCCGGCGUCUUCACAUUGAAGAUUACUUUUCUCAAAUUGGUCCCAUCAAGAAGGCUUCCUUGAUCCACAAGAAGAAUGACGAGGAUAACCAAGGAUCCGGUGGAAGUAGCUACGGCUUCAUCAAGUACACGUGCGAGACCGAUGCAGAAGAAGCAGCAAAGAAACUGAAUCGCUCCACUUUGGAGUUACCCCAAGGAGACCAACAAGAUGGACAACCACACAAUUUUCAAGUCAUGGUAGAAUUGGCAUCGUCCGUUCAAAAUAAACAACAGCAACCAUCAAGCGAAUCCAUUAUCACAGAACAUCAAAAGAAACACAACCGUGUCAUUCUCCGCAAUCUCUCCUUCUAUGCGACCACCGAAAUUGUUCAAGACACUCUGACCAAAAAAUUUGGAGACUUGAUUGACGUGCACAUUCCCACAGUCAAGGGCAAAUCACGAGGAUUUUGUUUUUGUACCUUUCGCACCACAGUAGAUGCACAAAAAGCCAUUGACGCUAAAGAAAUUGAUAUCCGCAAUCGCAAAGCCACCAUUCAGUGGAGUGUCUGCAAACGGGUUCAUGACAAGCAGCAACAAGAUGACUUGAAACUAAAACGCAAACGCGACUAUCAAGAUAAAGUCAGGGCGGAACAGGGCACAAAUAAUGAAAGCAGCAGAGAGCAGGAAAAGAAAGAAGACGACAAGAAGAAAGAAGAUGAUGACAGUGACGAUGCCUCGUCGUCCUCAGAUGACGAUGAUGGCGACAGUAGUAGUAGUGGCAGCAGCAGUGAGUCGGAAGGAGGAGACUCGGAUAAGGAGUCUGAUGGCAGUGACUCGGAAGUCGACGACGAAGAUUCCGAGGAUGAAGAAGAUGACAAGCCUACGGAAAACUUGCAACAACCCGUCCAAGAACAACGACAAUUAUUUGUCCGCAAUCUACCCUUUGAUGCCACCCGGCACGAUGUCUUUGAGACCUUUCGAACCUACGGUACCAUUGAAGCCAUUUAUUUGGUGACGAACCCUGUGACCAAAUUGCCUCGGGGGACUGCCUUUGUCACGUACAAGAAACCUGCCGGGGCCGCCAGAGCAUUGCGCAAGAACAGCGCGAUUAUCCUCAAGGGACGACCACUAGUGCUCGAUUACGCCGUCGACAAGGAAACGGCAACGACAUUGGUACGCGACAGCAAUCAUUCCGAAACCAAAAAGCUAACGGGAAAGGACAAGCGCAAUUUCUAUCUCCGUGGAGAAGGACGUGUUGAUGACGAACAGGAAUGGGCUAACAUUUCGGAAGCCGAAAAGAACAAACGACAACGCGCUUGGCACGACAAGAUUACCAAACUCAAGUCGCCACUGUUCUUUGUGAAUGCGCAUCGAUUGUCGAUUCGAAACAUUGCCAAAGGUGUCGAUGAAGCCGACAUCAAAAAGCUACUCUUUCAGGCAACCCAAAGGGGGCUCCAACGCAAAUUGGUGUCCAUUGAUGACUUGGUCGCCGAGUGGAGUGCUUCAGGGGAGUACUCGGCCCGUGAAAUAUUGGAAAAACGCAAACAAUAUCAGCGCAAGGAUAAACAUCAGCAUUCGGGUAUUGAACCAUUGCCCGAUAAGGACAAUAGCCUCAAGCCAGAGUCGUUGGAUGAACGGAACAUCAAACGAACCAUUUCCUCAGUCUACUUGGAUCGUGACUUCGAAGCUGCGGGAGGUACCAAGAAUGUGAAAAUGGCACCUAGCAGAGGUUUUGCCUUUGCCGAAUUCACGUAUCAUGUGCAAGCUUUGGCGUGUUUGCGGGAGCUCAACAACAAUACCAUGUACACGGAGGAAUAUGCAGCGGGUGGCAAGGCCGCCAGCGCUGCCGUUGCGGCUCGAAAGAGGGGCGGCAAAAAGAAAAUGAAAGAUGGCGACGAGGAAGGUGCCAAGCUGCCUCGCAUCAUUGUGGAAUUUACGGUUGAGAAUCGGGCCAAAGCAAAACAACAGGCGGAACAUCGAGCGCAGCAACAGGCCAACCGACAAAGACAGAAACUGGAAACAAAGGAGAAGCGGGAGGGCAAUGGCAGCAGCGAGGGUGAGAAAACCAAGUCACAAUCUAAAAAGAGGGGAAGAGGAGCCAAACAGCGAGAAAAGAAGCGCCAAAGGGAACUCCAAGGCGACAAUGACAAGAAAGACGAGAAGGCAAAGAAGGAACCAAAAGCUGACAAAGCAGACAGGAAACGAAAGAAUGCGGAGAUGGAGCAGCAGGACCAGAAACCCAAGGGCGUCAAACCUCCCAAGAAGCAGAAGAAAGGAAAACGAAAGGAGGUAGAGGCAGAGGACAAGCUUUCAAAGCUCGUCCAGAACUACAAUACGGCAGUCAAUGACACGUCGCCCAAGGAGAAGAAGGCGGGAACCCCAAAUCCCAGCAAAAAGGAGGCCAUGGCGGAAGGCAAGAGGUGGUUUGAAUAGCCGUGUCGAUCCAAGGCACCUUCUCGUUCGGGGGGUUGCAUGGUAAACUAAGCUGGCUGGAUGGACUCAGUGUUAAUUAACUUUCUUUUCAGCGCUGAUCAUCACAUUAUUGCUGACUAUUGUUGAUCGGCUGCUUGCAAGGCGUUACUAACUACAUGCAAGAUCCCUCCCCGCAGAAGACACUUUGAGGACGCGACCUUGCCACUUGUCACUGUCCACCACGGCUACCUCCAGAAGACUAUGACUCAAGUAAGAGCGUCGGAUACGGCGCCUGAAGCACACUGCAUGGACUCCGACCUAACUACAAAACGCAAAGUCCGAUACAAGCCACAAGAAGCGAUAAUCCUAAACAACCACCCAUACAUUUGUUGAAUGCUACCAUCUAGUUGCUUA
Molecule: messenger RNA, 2955 nt
Organism: Seminavis robusta
Lineage: Eukaryota; Bacillariophyta; Bacillariophyceae; Naviculales; Naviculaceae
Source: the annotation of a GenBank genome assembly